GAGGGCAUUAGUUCAUCGUACACCGAACCAGGCCGGGUCUGCUAACCACAUGCAGACGCUCAAUACAGAGAAAAUGUCUUGUCGAUGUGUUUUCUUGUUUUUCAUCUCUUUAUAUGUUUGCUCUGUUUUUCAUCUCAGUUAUGCCAUACAAAAGCCGAAUAUUAUUUUCAUACUUACCGACGACCAAGAUCUGAUGCUUGGUGGCAUGACCCCAAUGUUGAAGACGAAGAAAUUAAUAGGUGAUGCCGGUAUCACAUUCAACAACAUGUUUGUCACUAGUCCUCUCUGUUGUCCAAGUCGGUCAAGUUUUUUAACUGGUAAGUAUACCCACAACCACAGAGUUUUGAACAAUUCUUUGUCUGGUAACUGCAGUAGUGCAUUGUGGCAGAAAUAUGUUGAACCAACAGCCUUCCCGGUGAAAUUGAAUCAAAAUGGCUACAAGACAUUUUUUGCAGGGAAAUAUUUGAAUCAGUAUGGCAAAAAGCAUGCUGGUGGUGUGAAGCAUAUCCCUCCUGGAUGGACCUCAUGGAAUGGCUUGGUUGGCAAUUCUAAAUACUAUAAUUAUAGUAUGUCCACAGAUGGUGUACUGGAAAAACAUGGCUGUAACUACAGCAUUGACUACCUUACUGAUAUCAUAAACCAUCGAGCAGUCAAGUUUAUCAAUGAACACAAGGGUAACCCUUUCUUUAUGAUGUUGUCAACCCCUGCUGCACAUAGUCCUUUCACCCCAGCACCCCAGUACAGUAAAAACUUCAGCACCCGCAAAGCUCCCAGAGAUAAAUCUUUCAAUAAACAUUCCACUGACAAACACUGGUUAAUCCGGCAAGCUAUUUCUCCAAUGUCAAACAGCACAAUUGAAUUGAUUGAUAACAUAUUCCGGAAUCGAUGGAGAACACUUCUGUCUGUUGAUGAUCUUGUAGAGAAUAUUGUCAAGCAACUGACUGCAACUGGACUCCUCAACAAUACUUACAUAUUCUUUACUUCAGAUAAUGGCUAUCACUUAGGUCAGUUCUCUCUUCCCUAUGACAAGAGGCAGUUGUAUGAUUUUGACAACAGAGUCCCGUUUUUGGUCAGAGGCCCUGGCAUAAAGGCAAAUCAAACUCGCAAUGAACUUGUAUUGAAUAUUGAUUUUGCUCCAACAUUCCUUUCAUUGGCGGGGAUCAAAGAACCUGGAAAGUUUGAUGGGAAAUCUUUGCAGCCAUUGUUAACAGCCAAUAAAACUGACCCCAAAUUUCGGAACAAUUUCUUAAUUGAGCACAGUGGCGAAUUCCAUGAAGAGGUGAAAAACUGUCCUCAGUACAAGAACCAAGGGAUGUCGUCCUGUGAUAUCAACUGUGUUUGUGAAGACUCCUGGAAUAACACAUAUGGCUGUAUCAGGAAUAUUGAUUCAAAGAAUAAUUUCAAGUAUUGUGAAUUUAAUGAUAAAGAGCACUUCAUCGAAAUGUAUGAUCUUGAGAAAGAUGCUGCUGAAAUUACCAACAUCGCCAAGAGUGCUGACCCAAAUAUAGUGUUGCAUCUCAGCCAGACUUUGGCCACAUUAUCUUUAUGUUCUGGUCCUUCAUGUCAAGUGGACUAGAAACUGACCAAUAAUAGAAUGAAUGUUUCAGGAAUUAAAAACAGAAAUUACACAUUUAAAACUUCUGUAUAAUACACACAUACCCAACACACACAUACACACAUGGAGAUAUCUAUUUUUGGGAAUAUAUCUUUUUUCUGUGAGUUUUAAUACUUUUUUAUUACUUUAAGAAGAAACGUUAUUCAGCUGAACACUUCAAUCAAAGCAUAUUGAAAAAAAUUAAUUAAAGAAAGAAAAAAUCAAACAAUAUCAAUGAUAACCUUUUUCUUAAAUAUCACCAGAACAACCAUAUUUUAUUUUAAUCACCUCAUGGAAUACGUAUUGAAUGAAGAGAUGUGGAAAGCGACUGUAUUGCAGGCUUGUAUUAACCCAUGACAAUUUGGACAAACUAACUUGAACACAUAAACCCAAUAAUACUGAUGAACACUAUAAUUUCACCCUACAAAUCCUCCUGACUGAUGAGAACUUUCCAGAAUGACUGUGAUAUUACCAUGAAGCAAAGCAAUUUUAAACAUAGUAAAAAAGUAAAAAAAAGACAAAAUAACUAAUUUGUAUACUUUUAAAAAAUUUUCUCUAUAUUUCUUGCAUUUUAUAAAGCAGCGA
Molecule: messenger RNA, 2179 nt
Organism: Octopus sinensis (East Asian common octopus)
Lineage: Eukaryota; Metazoa; Mollusca; Cephalopoda; Octopoda; Octopodidae
Product: N-acetylglucosamine-6-sulfatase
Exons: 12
Coding region: 50-1576 (508 amino acids)
Biological process (GO): glycosaminoglycan metabolic process
Molecular function (GO): N-acetylglucosamine-6-sulfatase activity; glycosaminoglycan binding
Source: RefSeq, a predicted model, not a curated record